AUGCCUCUAUCUCAAGGUCGCAAGCGGAAAGUGCGUGCUGUUUUUGGUCUCGUCGAUGAUGUGCUGGCAACGGGCAGUUCGACUGAGGUAAUUGUGCGCACCGAGAGUGACUUCAAAAGGCGUUUCGAUAUGACUGACAGCGGCAAGUGCGCGUUCGUAUUGGGCAUCGAGCUGGUGAACAACAUCGACGGUAGUGUGACAAUGUGUCAGCGACGAUACGUGGACGAUGUUCUCAAGCGUUUUGGCAUGAGUGAUUGCAAGGCCGUCAUCAGUCCAACGGAUAUCAGUUCUCGACUCACACCAAGCGACGCAGCAUCCAAGAACAACGCUCCGUCUCGUGAAGCAGUAGGUGCUUUGAUGCACUUAAUGACCGCGAAAAGACCGGACAUUGCUUUUGUUGUGGGCUACGUUUCGCGUUCCAUGGAGAACCCCAAGUCGAGCAUUGGAUGGCAGUCAAGCGAAUUCUUCGUUAUCUACAAGAAACCAAGUCACACGGCAUCUUCGUUAAACCCGACAACAAGUGAUCAUGAAGACCGCAAGUCGACUUCAGAAUGUGCGUCUAUCCUGAUGGGUGCUCCGAUAAGCUGGAAAAGCAAGAAGCAGUCAAGUGUGUCGCUGUCAACAAGUGAAGCUGAGUACAUUGCGCUAAGUCUGGCAAUUAAAGAAGGCAAGUGGGUGCAUCGCCUGUUAUGCGAGAUUCUGAAUGCCGCAGAGGACAAGCCCAGACCCGAGCUCAAGAUCAUGGAAGACAAUCAAUCGUGCAUCAAGAUGACGAAGAAUCCUGUGAACCAUGGUCGGGCCAAUCACGUCAACACCAAGUACCACCACAGUCGCGAUGAAGUCAAGCGUGGUGAUGACAAGUCGGAGUACUGUGAGACUGCGAUGAUGAUGGCGGACAUCAUGACAAAGGGACUGCCAGGACCGCGUCACAGGGAAUUGACGGCAGCGCUUGGCAUACACGCGUGUUCGCAUUGA
This is a messenger RNA of Peronospora matthiolae, 975 nucleotides long. The record is from the annotation of a GenBank genome assembly. Lineage: Eukaryota; Oomycota; Peronosporomycetes; Peronosporales; Peronosporaceae.